Molecule: messenger RNA, 1377 nt
Organism: Histoplasma mississippiense
Lineage: Eukaryota; Fungi; Ascomycota; Eurotiomycetes; Onygenales; Ajellomycetaceae
Product: pre-mRNA splicing factor prp46
Exons: 1
Coding region: 1-1377 (458 amino acids)
Biological process (GO): mRNA splicing, via spliceosome
Cellular component (GO): precatalytic spliceosome; Prp19 complex; catalytic step 2 spliceosome
Molecular function (GO): protein binding
Source: RefSeq, a predicted model, not a curated record
AUGGAGGUUACUCCAUCCCCUCCAGCGCUCGAUCAAGUUGUGCGAAAUUCGGCGAAGCGAACCCGCGAUCUCUUCGGCUCCGAUUAUCUUUUACCCUCAGGAUUCACCGCAAAUCUCGGCGACUCGAUUGGUGUGUCAUAUCGACGAAAAGUAGAGUACGAUGAUGUGCAAACGCUCCCCCCUUCCCUUGCUGAGAAGCAGGCAAAGGCAACAGCGAGCAGAACGAAACGCCCGAAGGCAAGGACUGGUGCUGGCAUUGCUGGUACCGGGACAGAAACAUCUGGCUCUUCAACUGCCCUCGUGAAAUCUUCACCGGUGGCUGGCUCACAACAAUCCAAUGGAGAUAAUUUGCCUACGAGUCUUGUACGGCGUCCGAUGGUAUCUCAACAGCCAAAACCAGAAUGGCACGCGCCCUGGAAGCUUAUGCGAGUGAUAUCGGGACACUUGGGUUGGGUCCGCAGUUUGGCGGUGGAACCUAAUAAUCAGUGGUUUGCAAGUGGUGCAGGAGAUCGAACAAUUAAAAUAUGGGAUUUGGCAACUGGCAGCCUUCGUUUGACCCUUACCGGCCACAUAUCUACGGUGCGAGGUCUGGCAGUGUCUCCACGACAUCCAUACCUUUUCUCUUGCGGUGAGGAUAAGAUGGUCAAAUGCUGGGAUCUCGAAACAAACAAGGUCAUCCGACAUUACCACGGCCAUCUAAGCGGUGUCUACACCCUCGAUUUACAUCCCACUCUCGACGUCCUCGUAACAGGAGGACGAGACGCCGCCGCUAGAGUGUGGGACAUGCGAACACGCAGCAACGUCCACGUGCUUUCCGGACAUAGAACAACCGUCUCAGACCUGAAAUGUCAAGAAGCUGACCCACAAGUCAUUACCGCCUCCCUUGAUUCAACCGUUCGGAUGUGGGACCUGGCCGCAGGCAAAACCAUGGGCGUCCUAACCCACCAUAAAAAAGGGGUUCGAGCGUUGGCUGUCCAUCCGAAGGAAUUCACUUUCGCCAGUGCCAGCGCCGGAAGCAUUAAACAGUGGAAAUGUCCCGAAGGCGCCUUCAUGCAGAAUUUCGAGGGCCAUAAUGCCAUCAUCAAUAAUCUUGCGGUCAAUGAGGAUAAUGUAUUGUUCUCUGGUGGCGACAAUGGCUCCAUGUCCUUCUGGGACUGGAAGACUGGCCAUCGAUUCCAGUCUCUGGAUACAACUGCUCAACCCGGUUCAUUGGAUGCGGAGGCUGGUAUUAUGGCUGCUACGUUUGAUCGGACCGGCCUCCGAUUGCUCUGUGGAGAGGCUGAUAAAACUAUUAAGAUCUGGAAGCCGGACGACGAGGCGACAGAAGAGACGCAUCCGUUGGAUUGGAAGCCGACAUUAGGGAGACAGAAAUAUUAA